Messenger RNA from Choloepus didactylus (southern two-toed sloth), 2771 nucleotides. RefSeq names its product arylsulfatase family member I (gene ARSI). NCBI's taxonomy places the organism in Eukaryota, Metazoa, Chordata, Mammalia, Pilosa, Megalonychidae. The record is from RefSeq and is a predicted model, not a curated record. The transcript is spliced from 2 exons. Bases 312 to 2036 code for a protein of 574 amino acids.
AGCACUUUUUGGAAGCUGCCAAGCCGCGUCUCAGGCUGGCCAGGCUGAGCUAGGGAAGCGGGAGCGAGGACCGCUCAGGGCGGGCGCUCAGGCGGCAAGAGGCAGCUUGGCGCGGGCCUGACUUCCCCAGAGCGCCCCGCAGCGCCCGCGCAGGUCAGCUGUCCGGCCGCUAAUUCAGGGUCGUUCCCGGGGGCGCUGAGUGCUCUUGCCCGGUCCAGGCCCGUCGGCCAGCCUGCGGGCGGGCGGUGCGCCCUGGGCGCGCCAGGCGGUGAGGCCCGGGGAACCCGGUGCGCUGUGACGCGCGGGCCAGCAUGGCGAUGCAUGCUCUCACCGGCGUCUCGCUGGUCAGCCUGCUCAGCUUCGGUUACUUGUCUUGGGACUGGGCCAAGCCAGGCCUGGUGGCCGAUGGGCCGGGGGAAGCCGGGGAGCAGCCCUCAGCAGCUCCACCCAAGCCACCCCACAUCAUCUUCAUCCUCACCGACGAUCAGGGCUACCACGAUGUGGGCUACCAUGGCUCAGAUAUCGAUACCCCUACUCUGGACCGGCUGGCUGCUGAGGGGGUCAAGUUGGAGAAUUACUAUAUCCAGCCCAUCUGCACACCUUCCCGGAGCCAACUCCUCACCGGCAGGUAUCAGAUCCACACGGGACUCCAGCACUCCAUCAUCCGCCCACGGCAGCCCAACUGCCUGCCCCUGGACCAAGUGACGCUGCCCCAGAAGCUGCAGGAAGCAGGUUACUCCACCCACAUGGUGGGCAAGUGGCACCUGGGCUUCUACCGGAAGGAGUGCUUGCCGACCCGCCGGGGCUUCGACACCUUCCUGGGCUCGCUCACGGGCAACGUGGACUACUACACCUAUGACAACUGUGACGGCCCAGGCGUAUGUGGCUUCGACCUGCACGAGGACGAGAGCGUGGCCUGGGGACUCAGCGGUCAAUACUCCACGAUGCUCUACGCCCAGCGUGCCAGCCACAUCCUGGCCAGCCACGACCCCCGGAGGCCCCUCUUCCUCUACGUGGCCUUCCAGGCAGUCCACACGCCCCUGCAGUCCCCACGCGAGUACCUGUACCGCUACCGCAUGAUGGGUAAUGUGGCCCGGCGGAAGUAUGCGGCCAUGGUCACCUGCAUGGACGAGGCUGUGCGCAACAUCACCUGGGCCCUCAAGCGCUACGGUUUCUACGACAACAGUGUCAUCAUCUUCUCCAGUGAUAAUGGUGGCCAGACUUUCUCAGGGGGCAGCAACUGGCCUCUCCGGGGACGCAAGGGCACUUACUGGGAGGGGGGUGUGCGGGGCCUGGGCUUCGUCCACAGCCCCCUGCUCAAGCGAAAGCGACGGACAAGCCGGGCACUGGUGCACAUCACGGACUGGUACCCAACCCUGGUGAGUCUGGCAGGUGGCACUGCCUCGGCAGCCGAUGGGCUCGAUGGCUAUGAUGUGUGGCCAGCCAUCAGCGAGGGCCGAGCCUCACCACGCACAGAGAUCCUGCACAACAUCGACCCACUCUACAACCACGCCCGGCACGGCUCCCUGGAGGGGGGCUUUGGCAUCUGGAAUACGGCCGUGCAGGCCGCCAUCCGCGUGGGCGAGUGGAAGCUGCUGACGGGAGACCCCGGCUAUGGUGACUGGAUCCCCCCACAGAUGCUGGCGGCCUUCCCCGGCAGCUGGUGGAACCUGGAGCGGAUGGCCAGCGCCCGCCAGGCUGUGUGGCUCUUCAACAUCAGUGCUGACCCCUACGAGCGGGAGGACCUGGCUGGGCAGCGGCCCGAUGUGGUCCGUGCCCUGCUGGCCCGCCUGGCAGACUAUAACCGCACAGCCAUCCCCGUGCGCUACCCAGCUGAGAAUCCCCGGGCCCAUCCUGACUUUAAUGGGGGUGCCUGGGGGCCCUGGGCCAGUGAGGAGGAGGAAGAGGAGGAGGAGGAGGAGGAAGGCAGGGCUCGGAGCUUCUCCUGGGGUCGCCUCAAGAAAAAAUGCAAGAUUUGCAAACUGCGAUCCUUUUUCCGCAAACUCAACACCAGGCUGAUGUCCCACCGGAUCUGAUGUGGGGAAGAGGGUGUGUUUCUCAGUCCCCCUAGCUGUACUUCUUCAUUCAAGCCUGGCUCUCCUCCUCCUUAGGGAAUUGGAAGGCUGAGAGCCCCUAGGUUGAAUAGAAUGGGGAACUAGGCUUGGAGACGUUGGGUGACCUGCAGGAGCUGAGCUCCCUGGGCCUCAGUUUCCUCUUCUGCAAAAUGAACUAUAAUAACUGGGACUCUGUGGUGGUGAACUUGUUGCAGCUGUUCUCGUCAUCUCCCAGCUCAUUUAAGACCUUGCCCUUGAACCCCAUAUCUCUGUGGUGCUGCUUGGGUGUGGGUAACUCCAGGCCUGGGGAUGGGGUGAUGGGAACAGACCCCAGCCAAGGAAUGGGCCACCUGGCUGCUCUCUGAUGGGAUCCCCUGAGUGCCGAGGAUGCAGGUGCAGGGGUCAGGGUUGACCAUCCUGGAUUUCCAGGUGGCCAGGGCCAGUCUGGGGACAGAUUGGCAGUGGGAGUGUAGUAGAAAGCUUUCCUUCCUGCCCCCCAGAACCCAGAGGAAUUGGCUUGGCCAUUACCCACUGCAGGACCAAGGAUGGUGGAAAGAGCCAUGCAAAGAGCCCCAGAACCAACCACCAGGACACUUGGGCUCUCUUUUGACCUAGGGCUUCAAUUUCCCUACCUGCAAGGGCUCUACUGACUUCACAGGGCUGGCCGAGGUACUAGUUGUGGAGGAGCCUGUGGACCUGAUUUAGCCUGUGAUUAAA